ACACCCCACCCUUUUGUAUGGUAUUUAAGUCCAUCAUUGGCCUAGGUUCCCUGUGCUCAUUUUCACCAAACUCCCACCUUGCACCCUACACAAACAUUUAUUUAUUUUUAGCUUAAUUCCAUUAGGCAUGGCAAGCCCACAAUCCAAUACCCUGCCACCAGGAUUUAGGUUCCACCCUACUGAUGAAGAGCUCAUUCUUCACUAUCUUAGGAAGAAAGUAGCCUCUAUACCUUUGCCAGUUUCCAUCAUUGCUGAGGUUGAUAUCUACAAGUUCGACCCAUGGGAACUACCAGCUAAAGCUGCGUUUGGAGAGAAAGAGUGGUACUUCUUCAGUCCAAGAGACCGAAAGUACCCAAAUGGAGCGAGGCCAAACAGGGCUGCUGCUUCAGGGUAUUGGAAGGCCACAGGCACUGAUAAGAACAUAGUGGCAUCAUUGGCAGGAAGGGGAGGAAUUCGAGAACACUUUGGUGUGAAGAAGGCUUUGGUAUUCUACAAAGGAAGACCCCCAAAGGGUGUCAAGACCAAUUGGAUCAUGCAUGAAUAUCGCCUAGUUGACACCAACAAACCCAUUAAACUCAAAGACACUUCCAUGAGGUUGGAUGACUGGGUUCUAUGUCGGAUAUACAAGAAGUCAAAGCAUGCUCUAUCUUCCACUACAGAGGCAGCAUCAGUGCAAGUGAAUGAUCAACAAGAUCAAACAGAAGAAGAGGAGCUAAUCAAAGACACCCUUUUACCAAUCUCAAAGAGUCAUGUCCCUUCUCUUCAAAACACAUUAAUUUCUCAAAAAUCCAUAUCCUUCUCCAACUUGUUAGAUGCCACGGACUACUCCAUGUUGAGCAACAUUUUAUCUGAAAACCAUUUCAACAACCCAAUUCCAAGUUCUGGCUUCAAUUGUGAGACUAUGAAUCAAGAACUCCCCCAAGGCCAAAACUACACUGCCACUACUAAUAGCAACUUGUUUCAAAAGAACCCUUCAAUUCCUUACAUGGAAAAUAUGAUGAGGCCCAAACGCCAGCUUUCAAACAUAGAUGAAGACGCGUUAUACCCAUCAAAGAAAUUCCAUAGUUCCUCUUGCAAUUUCCCUAACACCAACCUCCAAAACCAGAACCCACAAUGGAACUUCCUCUCCAAGCAGCCAUUAAUGAAUCAGCAGUUACUUCCGGUUCCUCAGUAUCUUCCAUUUCAGUGAUGAUAACCAAAAACAAUUGCUACCCCAAUGCAUGUUUGGUUCAAUUUAUUUUAAAAUAACCACUUAUAUUUUAUAAUUUUAUAAAAAAUUUAAAACAAUAAUUAUUUUUCUAAAAUAAUUUUUUUCCAAACAAUGCUAUGUCAGACAAAAAAAAAAAGAAAAGAGUUAAAUAUCCACAAGUUGAGCCUGCCAUAGCACAUCGUCUACAUGUUUCAUUACGUAAGGAUUAGCACAAGGAAAGACAGUUGUUAUUUUCUUUUUAAUUUUCUCUUCUUUUCUUUUUUUUGUUAGAUAAGGAACCAUAAAGUAAGUUCCACUAUUGAAGAGUCAAAAGAAAAAAUCUAGGAUUGACGAUGAAUCAUAGACUAAUCGUGUAGAAAAUGUUAAUUUGUACGCGUUGGGUUGGACAAUUAGUUUUAAUUAUCUGUACUUUGUAUACAAUGUACUGGUUGGAUUACGAUGAUAUUUCAUUCUUUUUUAUGGGAAUAGCUUUAAAUUUUCUUUUGGAUUUGC
This is a messenger RNA of Abrus precatorius (Indian licorice), 1702 nucleotides long. RefSeq names its product NAC transcription factor 29-like. NCBI's taxonomy places the organism in Eukaryota, Viridiplantae, Streptophyta, Magnoliopsida, Fabales, Fabaceae. Gene Ontology annotation, biological process: regulation of DNA-templated transcription. Gene Ontology annotation, molecular function: DNA binding. The transcript is spliced from 3 exons. Bases 128 to 1189 code for a protein of 353 amino acids. The record is from RefSeq and is a predicted model, not a curated record.